Messenger RNA from Drosophila simulans, 652 nucleotides. It is a transcript of the gene Ubc84D, whose product is annotated as ubiquitin-conjugating enzyme E2-18 kDa. Lineage: Eukaryota; Metazoa; Arthropoda; Insecta; Diptera; Drosophilidae. Bases 104 to 565 code for a protein of 153 amino acids. The record is from RefSeq and is a predicted model, not a curated record. The transcript has a single exon.
AAUAACAAUAGGAAAAUUAAGUUUUUAGACUUUUAUAAAUUGACAAGUUUUUUUCCGAGAUCUAGGGAAAACAAAGGAAAGGAACUCCGAUCCCGUUAAUAGAAUGGCUGCCACUCGUCGUCUGACACGGGAACUCUCCGAUCUGGUUGAGGCCAAGAUGAGCACUCUGCGCAACAUCGAGAGUAGCGAUGAGUCCCUGCUGGUGUGGACGGGUCUUUUGGUUCCGGAAAAGGCGCCCUACAACAAGGGCGCCUUCCGCAUCGAAAUCAACUUCCCGCCCCAGUAUCCCUUUAUGCCCCCAAAAAUCCUAUUCAAGACGAAAAUCUAUCACCCCAACGUCGAUGAGAAGGGAGAGGUGUGCCUGCCCAUCAUCAGCACAGACAACUGGAAGCCCACAACGCGCACAGAGCAGGUGCUCCAGGCCCUGGUAGCCAUCGUCCACAACCCGGAGCCAGAACAUCCGCUUCGUUCCGACCUGGCGGAGGAGUUCGUAAAGGAGCACAAGAAGUUCAUGAAGACGGCCGAGGAAUUCACCAAGAAGAAUGCGGAGAAGCGACCAGAGUAAUCAGCCGCAGCUCACAUUUAGUUGUAUAUCAAAAUUAUAUAUAGUUUGGACCAUCAAUUAAAACUUGUCAGACAUAAAUUGCCCUUA